Molecule: messenger RNA, 561 nt
Organism: Nylanderia fulva
Lineage: Eukaryota; Metazoa; Arthropoda; Insecta; Hymenoptera; Formicidae
Source: RefSeq, a predicted model, not a curated record
AUGGGAGACCUCCCGUCUCCACGCGUCAAUCCGUCGUCUCCAUUUGCUCAUACGGGAGUGGAUUAUGCUGGCCCUUUCUUAGUCACGCCGUUCGUUGGCAGAGGCCAAAAAACCAGAAAAAAUUAUAUAGCUUUGUUCAUCUGCCUCGUCACGAAAGCAAUCCACGUAGAGCUAGUCGAAGACUACUCUAGCGCUGGGUUCCUCGCCGCCUUUCGGCGAUUUGUGAGCCGAAGGGGCUUGCCGUCCAAGCUAUAUAGCGAUAAUGGAACGAACUUCCACGGGGCUGACAAGGAAUUGAACGACGCGUUCAGCGCCUUGAUGAAGGAUUCGUCACUGCACGACAUCCUUGCAAAUGACAAAAUUGAAUGGAACUUCAUUCCGUCUGCGGCUCCUCACUUCGGUGGGCUAUGGGAGGCGGGAAUCAAAAGUCUCAAGUCGCACUUAAAACGAGUCGCCGGUUCGCGAACUCUGUCACAGGCCGAAUUCGCGACGUUAUUAUGCCAAAUCGAGGCGUGCUUAAAUUCGUCGUCCGAUCGCGGCAUUAAGCGACGAUCCGAGUGA